AUGUGGUUGAACACACCACCUACUUCCAGACAACCCCCAUCGAAAGAGCAAGCGUACGCUGCCGGCGCCUGCCUCCAGAUCUCCGGUCGCACAAACUACGAGUCCAAACUGACAACACCCCAUGGCUUUAGCAAAUGUCGUCCAAGAACGGACGUAGGAGUGGGCGGGAGGAGCCAGGAGGGUGAGAGAGGGAAGGCGGCGGAGGAGUUAGGCUUGACCGGUACCGUGGCCUCGUCUUCGAGGUGGCUAAUGACUUCGCUCUCUGAGUCCGCCCAGCAUCAACAGGAGGUUCUGGCAAAGGUGGGGGAGGAGUAG
Messenger RNA from Penicillium argentinense, 315 nucleotides. RefSeq lists its product as uncharacterized. The transcript has 2 exons. The coding region runs from base 1 to 315 and encodes 104 amino acids. The record is from RefSeq and is a predicted model, not a curated record. Lineage: Eukaryota; Fungi; Ascomycota; Eurotiomycetes; Eurotiales; Aspergillaceae.